AUGUCAGAUCCUGAGUUAAACAUUAUCUCUUUGAGUCAUUACACACAUACACACACACCCUUAUUAGGUGGGUAUCACCCUAAGGAAACCGAGGUUUCAAAUGGUGCCCAUAUUUGCUCAGGCUUAAGGAUGGAGCUUCCCCAGGAGCUUAAUGGGAAGGAAUCUGCCUACAAUGCAGAAGAUACAGGAGACACAGGAGAUGCAUGUUCGAUCCGUGGGUUGGGAAGAUCCCCUGUGGGAGGAAAUUGCAAUCCACUCAAGUAUUUUUGCCAGGAAAAUUCUACGGACAGAGGAGUCUGGCGGCCUACAGUCCACGGGGUCGCUAAGAGUUGGACACGACUGAGCAAUUGA
This is a messenger RNA of Rangifer tarandus platyrhynchus (Svalbard reindeer), 351 nucleotides long. The record is from the annotation of a GenBank genome assembly. NCBI's taxonomy places the organism in Eukaryota, Metazoa, Chordata, Mammalia, Artiodactyla, Cervidae.